Messenger RNA from Anastrepha obliqua, 1016 nucleotides. RefSeq names its product DNA replication inhibitor plutonium. Gene Ontology annotation, biological process: regulation of gene expression. The coding region runs from base 104 to 628 and encodes 174 amino acids. NCBI's taxonomy places the organism in Eukaryota, Metazoa, Arthropoda, Insecta, Diptera, Tephritidae. Gene Ontology annotation, molecular function: protein binding. Gene Ontology annotation, cellular component: nucleus. The record is from RefSeq and is a predicted model, not a curated record. The transcript is spliced from 4 exons.
ACUCAAUAAUUGCAACUCUGCAAGUGCGAACUAACUGCUUUAAAAUGCUUCCAAGAAACGGUAUUUAGAUAAAAUUGAGCAACGUGUCUGUCUUGAUGUUAAAAUGAGUGUAUCGCUUAGUCAGUGUAUUGAAGAAGGCAACACAACAGCGCUGCGCGCUUUAUUGGAGCGCUACAAAAAUAAGCGAGAGAAAUUGGAUCUGGAGGAACCGGAUACCUAUGGCAAUACGCCACUUCUAAAGGCCUGCUAUUUGGCGAAACUCGAACACGUGGAGUUGUUGCUGCGCUAUGGAGCCAGCCUAAAAUCUAUAAAUUAUCUAGGUCAGAAUGCUUUAACGAUAGCAACUUAUGCGGGUAGCUUGGAAAUUGUGCGUUUGCUGUUGAGUUUUCGCUCCUACUCAGAUUUUAACAAGUCUUCCAUAGUGCCGGCGCUGUGUGUGGCUUGCCUACGUCAAAACAAAACCCUUAUAGAAUAUUUCAAACGCUUUCCCAGCACAGAGGAGGAAGUGAAGACGGCACACGGGCUUUCACCAGCACAAAUUAGCGAAUGGGUGGAAAUCUAUAACAGAUCCCGAGCUGAGCCAAGAGGAUCAUCUGCUGCUAAUGGAUCAGCUUAUAGGAUGCGUUAAAUUAUGGCGUGUGUUAAGAGGCAUUGGAAUAGUUUGUAAAGCGCAUUCACCUGAUAGAUCAACGGAAUAUAUUCGUAAGCUAUCUGAGGUGUUCAAACGUGUGGUAAACGCUGCAAUUAGCGCAAAAGUGAACCAGUUUUUUAUGUUUUUAAUUUGUGUUUUUUGGUAAAAAAGUUUUAAUAUUAUUGUUUAUUGAAUGUGUGUUUAUGUAUUCAUGUUUAUUAGUAUUAUUAUAUUAUGUUUAUUUUUAAUCUGCUGAAUCGAAACGGCUGCUAAAAUUAUGGGAGAAGAUAAGAGAAAUACAAUAUAAAUUUUGCUGGAAAUAUAUUAUUUAUUAAUUACAUAUAAUUUUUAACAGAUUUUAAUAAAAUAUUUUGUGUAAAUGUUU